Messenger RNA from Thlaspi arvense, 252 nucleotides. The record is from the annotation of a GenBank genome assembly. Lineage: Eukaryota; Viridiplantae; Streptophyta; Magnoliopsida; Brassicales; Brassicaceae.
AUGAAAGAGACAUCAAAAUGGUGGUGGAUUGGUGGAAAUCACAACACAUCAAGUUCCUCCUCUUGGCUUAACUAUACUCUCUCUGAACUCGAUUCAAAGCCGACUGAAAUGCUGAGAGUGAUUGAAGAGGUUGAUGAUGAAGCCGAUUCCUUCGCUAAACGAGCAAAGAUUUAUUACGAGAGAAAACCAAAACUCAUUGCAAUGGUCCAAGAUUUAUACCGUUCGCAUCGCUCGUUUGGCGCAAAGGUGUGA